AAAAGGUAAAACAUCAGAUCAAAAAAAAUGAGAGAUGUGUAGGCCAUUAGGUCUAUACCACAUAAAAAUGAGAGACGUCCAGCCACACACUCACACAGUACUGCUGCAUGCCAAUACAUAUAGAGAUGUAGCAAACACAUAACGAGGAAACAAGAUAGAACAACACCAUACGUCCAAUUAUGAAGAGAGCAGGGCUUGUGUUCGUCCCCACACCAGCUGUAGGUCAUCUAGUAUCCACAAUCGAGUUCUCGAAACGUAUGUUGAAUCUAAGCGAUCGAUUCUCAGUAAUAAUUCUUGUAAUGAAAUCGCCAUUUGGAGUCGCUGCGGAUCAGCCAAACACUAGUCAGCCGGUUCCUGCAGCGUCCCACACCCACAUAAAACUCAUCCAUCUUCCCACUGUAGAUCCCCCAACUGAGUUUGAGUCUGUAGAGAAGUUCCUCGGUGAUUACAUAGACAAAUACAAGAACCAUGUCAAGGACACCAUUAUCAACCAGGUCUUACCUAACACGUCACAAAUUGCUGGAGUGAUUGUUGACAUGUUCUGCACUACCAUGAUUGACGUAGCCCAUGAACUCAAGGUUCCAUCAUUUGUUUUCUUCACUUCUGGAGCAGCUUUUCUUGGUUUGUUGCUCUACCUUCAAAAACGGUACGACCAAGUUGGCAAAGUGUUUGAAGAAUCGGAUCCUGACUCGAUUGUACCGAGUUAUAUCAACCCAGUGCCCACAAAUGUAAUGCCUGGAUUUGCCUUCAACAAUGGUGGAUACAUUUCAUUUGCAAACCAUGCUAGAAGGUUCAAGGAAACCAAGGGCAUAAUCAUCAACACGUUGGUUGAGCUCGAAUCCCAUGCGGUUCACUCACUUUUUGAUGGUAAUGAAAAUGAGCAAAGUCAAGCGCAGCCGCAUGUUUACGCAGUUGGUCCCUUGGUUGACAUCAAAGGUAAGUAUGAAGUUCAAUCUAACCUUACCAAAGUUGACAAGAUCAUGAAAUGGCUUGAUGAGCAGUCCCCAAAAUCAGUGGUGUUCCUCUGCUUUGGGAGCUCUGGGAGCUUUGAUGAAACCCAAUUGAAAGAGAUGGCAAUCGGGCUCGAGCAAAGUGGCCAGAGAUUCUUGUGGUCUGUACGCCAAAACCCACCAAAAGGAACCAUGGCAACGCCAGGUGAGCACACAAAUUAUGAUGAUUUUUUACCUCAUGGAUUUUCGGAGAGGACUAAAGGGAUGGGAAUGUGGUGUGGGUGGGCCCCACAAGUGGAGGUUUUAAGUCAUAGAGCAAUUGGGGGAUUUGUCUCACAUUGUGGGUGGAACUCUAUAUUGGAAAGCUUGUGGUUUGGUGUGCCUAUUGUUACUUGGCCAUUGUAUGCUGAGCAACAGCUCAAUGCAUUUCAGAUGACGAGGGACUUGGGAUUGGGGGUGGAGUUGAGUGUUAUUUACAGAAAGGAUGGUGGUGACUUUGUAACGGCGGAUGAGAUUGAGAGAGCUCUGAGACGUUUGAUGGAGGGUGAUGGUGAGAUUAGGAAGAGGGUUCAAGAAAUGAGUGGAAUAUGUAGGAAGGCUGUUGAUGAUGGUGGGUCUUCUUCUGCUGCUUUUGGCAGCUUAAUUGAGGUCAUGUUAGCAAGCCUUAAAACUAAAAGCGGUUGAAUUUGAGUUCUGCAAUACUACUGCAGAAUUUUAUCAAUGUAUUCUUUUUCAAUCUAGUACUAUGUGACCUUUAUGAUAAAGAUCAGACAUUUAUACCAA
Messenger RNA from Rosa chinensis, 1733 nucleotides. RefSeq names its product anthocyanidin 3-O-glucosyltransferase 2. Gene Ontology annotation, molecular function: UDP-glycosyltransferase activity. NCBI's taxonomy places the organism in Eukaryota, Viridiplantae, Streptophyta, Magnoliopsida, Rosales, Rosaceae. The transcript is spliced from 2 exons. The coding region runs from base 180 to 1634 and encodes 484 amino acids. The record is from RefSeq and is a predicted model, not a curated record.